UAACUUUCUCUUGUCGCAGAUGGAAACGUCAGGAGGUUCAGAGAGCUCCGGCGGCGAAGAUGCGGAAGCACGGCGGUCCCGGCGUGGACAUGUUCUGGCAGAGCUGCUGCAGACAGAACGGGUCUACGUGCAGGAGCUGGGCUCCAUCCUCAACGGCUACAAAGAAGAGAUAGAGAAGCCAGAGAACCAGCACCUCCUGCCGUCGACGCUUGUGGGCCAGGCCGACGUGCUGUUCGGGAACCUCCACGAGCUCUUCACAUUCCACCAGGACGUGUUCCUCAAAGAUCUAGAACGAUCGAUAUCAGCGACAGAACUUGUCGCGCUGUGUUUUGUAGAUAAGAGGGAGACCUUCUUCAGAUUGUACAGUUACUAUUGUCAGAACAUACCGCGGUCGGAGCGACUACGGGAGACUUUGGUGGACACGCAUCUGUUCUUACAAGCGUGUCAACUACGACUAGGGCACAAGCUCCCGCUUGCUGCUUACUUACUCAAACCAGUGCAGAGGAUCACAAAAUACCAGUUGCUGCUAAAGGACUUGCUGCGGUAUAGUGAGUGCGGCACGAUGACGACGGGUCUUCAGCAGGCGCUGGAUUGCAUGCUGGUGGUGCUCAAGUGCGUCAACGACUCCAUGCACCAGAUCGCCAUCACCGGCGUGCCUGUGGACCUAAGCCAGCAAGGCGAGCUGCUAAUGCAGGGCUCGUUCCUUGUGGUGUCCGAGAACAAGCGCGACCUUAGACUGAGGCUGCGCCCGCGCCGGCGGCACAUCUUCCUCUACGAGAAGGCCAUGCUCUUCUGCAAGCCGGCGACUAAGAACAGCCACAAUAAGGCCACUUAUCACUUCAAACAUGAUCUCCAGAUGUCACAAAUCGGUCUAACAGAGUCGGUGAAAGGCGACCCGCGCAAGUUCGAAGUGUGGAGGCAAGGCCGCUCUGAGGUGCACACGAUCACUGCGCCCACAGUCGACGUGAAACGCGCGUGGGUCGAUCGCAUCAAGCGAGUGUUGCUGGAUCAACUGAAAGAACUAAAGGGGGAGAGGGUGCGGCAAUACGGGACUCAGCAGCACCACAGAACACUAAUCCAGGCCAACUCUUGGGACAUGGGCCCGCCGACCACGCAAGCGCGGCCUCACGCGCCGCCCGUUAACCCCUCGCGCACCGCCUCCUGCGACAUGCACGAGGAGCCCUGCUGGUCCAGUGAGGCGUCGGAUGACGACGAAGAGGAGCCGGAACACGCGCCGGCGGUGGGGUGCUCUCUGGUGGCGCUGUCGGACUACACCGCGGUAGGGGCCAGCGAGGUCUCGCUACGGGAGGGCCAGCACGCCGAGCUGCUUAAGGUGGGCUGCGCUGGCUGGUGGUACGUGCGACUCGCAGGAGGCCACGGCGAGGGCUGGGCGCCGGCGGCAUAUCUCGACCAGCGCAAGACCUCGCGCUCCUCCAGCCGCUCGCACGACCACUGAGCACCAGCGUCUGCUGCCCUCGACUCCUCCCGCGGCCGCAGCCGGCGAAGACGCACCGUCGCGUCGAAAUGACACCCUCGGCCAACUCUAUCCACGGAUUCCACGGCCUCAUGCCUUAUUGUCAUUUUGAAAACGACAUUUUCCACCAUUACACCUCUUCAAAUUUUGUGGGCACUUAACCCCCGUUACGUUUAAACUUGUUCCUAUUUCCAAAUGCCUUGUUAACCCUACACUUGUAAAUUUAUUUUCAUUAUGUUCUUGAUUGUACAUUUUAUUUUUUAUUUGUUAAUGAUUUGAUGUUGAAAGCGAAGUGUAGCUAGUUAGUAAGAUUAACGGAAAUUGUACAUUUUCGUCACAGAGCAAGUAGACGUUUCGUUAGUAUAGACAAAUUUUUGAUAGAAUUCGAAAGACGCACGACAGUCUCUCGAGCCAAGUAGCGCGAGGGCUUGUAGGCGAGGCGUUGACGUCACCCCCCACUUGUUGUUAAUGUCGAACAAUAAUAUUUGUUAAAUGUAUGUAAAUGUUGUUCUAAAAAGCUUUAUUGUAAAUUAGUGUUAGCAUAGUCCCGAGUUAUCGUUACGUGCGAGUAUCCAAAGCUAUGUAAAGCGUAGGGCGUUGUUGAGUAGUCGUGACUGUUCAUAUGUACUGUACAUACAUUUUAAUUUAAUUAUAGUAAUUUAUUUCGAUGCUAGACGAGCUUUCGGUGUUUGCGUAUCAAUUUUCCAUGACAGUUACUGUGGGUAUUUUUUUUAUCCAAGUAUUAGGGACCUGUAUUACAUAGCCUGUCGUCGUAAGCCAUGUUUGUGUGAUCGACCGUUCUCAUAUCAUAUCUUCAUCAAAUCUUUAUAUUAGGUAUAUUAUUAUUAUACAAUUUAAUGCAUGAGUGCUGUUCGAAGUUACGAGCAAAGCGUGUGCAGGUGCAUUGUUUUAUUGCAUAUCUUAUAUUAUAUCGUGACAUCUUUAAAUACAUAUGUAUUGAUUACAAUUUACUAGUCGGGAUCUUUUACUUAUUUAUUUAUAAAAUCGUGUCAUAUUCAUCGGGUGCAUAUCAAGCAUUCUCUAUUGAUUUAAGUUUGGUGUGAUUUUCUUAAAGGAGUUGUUUAUUAAAUUAGAAUUCAUAUGGAAACAAUUUAUUCCUGUAAGUGCCUGAGUAACAAAAGAUUAAAAUAUUAUGAUAUGUACCCAUUUGUAUAUUUUUUCAUAUUGACGAUUUUUUUUUCGACUUCGCUGCAUUCUUUUUGUGCCACAGUACCUGUUAUCAAUAAUAAUUUGUACGAAACUUUCUUAUCAUUAAUUUAUGAUUUGUAAAAAGUUAUGUCCAUUGAAGCUGACCAUAAUUACACAGUAUUUGUCCAUUUA
Ostrinia furnacalis (Asian corn borer) is the source of this 2815-nucleotide messenger RNA. Its product is annotated as guanine nucleotide exchange factor DBS-like. The transcript is spliced from 9 exons. Gene Ontology annotation, molecular function: protein binding; guanyl-nucleotide exchange factor activity. The coding region runs from base 20 to 1456 and encodes 478 amino acids. NCBI's taxonomy places the organism in Eukaryota, Metazoa, Arthropoda, Insecta, Lepidoptera, Crambidae. Gene Ontology annotation, cellular component: cytoplasm. The record is from RefSeq and is a predicted model, not a curated record. Gene Ontology annotation, biological process: intracellular signal transduction.